Mangifera indica (mango) is the source of this 940-nucleotide messenger RNA. Its product is annotated as pathogenesis-related protein PR-1. Gene Ontology annotation, cellular component: extracellular region. Lineage: Eukaryota; Viridiplantae; Streptophyta; Magnoliopsida; Sapindales; Anacardiaceae. The transcript has a single exon. The record is from RefSeq and is a predicted model, not a curated record. Bases 125 to 697 code for a protein of 190 amino acids.
UUGGACUUACAUAAACAACAGAUCCUUCAAAUUUCGUGCCACAAAACCAGAGCCAAGCCACCACUAUAAUUGUCUCUCGUUCUUGCUCCAUUCUCCACCAACAAAAACUGAAAAAACGAAAAAAAUGAAACCCCAACUCCUCUUCCUCUUCAUCCUCGCUUUGUUUCUCUCAUUAGCAAAAUCAUCUCCCACACCACAAACUCCCCAUGCAAAACCACCGGACAACGCCACCAUCUACAAAGUGUCGAAGCAACUCUGCUGGGGCUGCAUCGGCGAGGCCCUCCAGUUCCUGUUCGCCCACAAUUUAGUGAGAGCCAGAAAGUGGGAGCUCCCUCUGAUGUGGGAUUUCGAGCUCGAGAAGUACGCCAGGUGGUGGGCGGGCCAAAGAAAAGCAGAUUGCAAGCUGCAACACUCCUUCCCGGAAGACAAUUUCAAGCUGGGCGAGAACAUCUUUUGGGGCAGCGGCUCAACGUGGACGCCAAGCGACGCCGUUUCUGUAUGGUCUGGGGAAGAGAAAUAUUAUUCGUACGCCACCAACAGCUGCCAGGCCGGGGAAAUGUGCGGCCAUUAUACACAAAUUGUGUGGAGGAAUACGCGAAGAAUUGGGUGUGCUCGUGUUGUUUGCGACAAUGGGGAUGUGUUUAUGACUUGUAAUUAUGAUCCGCCGGGGAAUUAUGUUGGUGAGAGGCCGUAUUAAUUGUGGGUUAAGGAAGAUUAAUUGAUUUAAUUAGUGUGAAAAUCUUAUAAUUAGUGUUAAUUUGAGUGUGUCUUAAGGUACUAAUAAUUAUAAUUAGUUCAUGUAUGAUUAUGUUUGAGUUUGGUGUGAUUAGAGUUUUGCUGAUUAGUUAUGAUGUAUAUUUUGUAAGCCAACAUGUAUGAAGAAGAUAUGAAAGCUCAGAUAAAUAACUAAAUAAAUAACUAGCUACUUCUUUGUCUAUAA